This is a messenger RNA of Lolium perenne, 1428 nucleotides long. RefSeq lists its product as uncharacterized. NCBI's taxonomy places the organism in Eukaryota, Viridiplantae, Streptophyta, Magnoliopsida, Poales, Poaceae. The record is from RefSeq and is a predicted model, not a curated record. Gene Ontology annotation, cellular component: mitochondrion.
UCAGUUCAUUCCUCCGUAAACCCUCGCCGCCCAGUUCCGUCCUGCUCCUCCACCCCCUCCCCGUCGCCGGCGCCGCCGCGGUGAAGAAACUUCGCCGAUGUCUUUGUCCCGCCUUGGGCAGUCGCUGGUCCGCCGCCUCCACCGGCCUCUCCACCUUCCUCCGCAGCCGCCGCCAGAUCACCAUGCCGCCGUUUCCCGAUCUUUAGCUCUGAACCACGCGAAUACAUGUGUCAGAGGUUUUGCGAGCUUAACAUACAGCGGUGGCAACACGAUUGCUGGCAAGUUUGGAGGGCCGUCCUCUGUCCACGCUGUUCAGGUUCUGGAUCUUGUAGCCCACCUAAAUCAUGCAAGGCCAAUGUCGUCAGGAGCAGCGGCACCAGCACCAGCACCGGAAGGGCCACCCGCAACAGCACCAUCAGUGUCAAAAGGCGUUCCUGUUGGUGCUCGGAAGGUUGGUUUGAAAGUUGUCAUGAUGAGCCCUGGUUUUGUUUAUGAGCCAUACAGCCCCCGGGAACCUAUUUCAUUUUGGAAACGAUUGUUUACACGAAGUGGCUGGAGUAGAACAAAGGAGGAUGUUAUUCUGGAGAUGAAGAAUGCAUAUGCUGUGUCAAGAUUGAGGAAGAAAACCGGAUAUACCAAAAAGCAGUUCUAUGAUCAAGCGUUUAAGAUAUACAAGGAGGUUAACACACUUUUCGCACGAGGAGACAUAUCAUCUCUCCGGAAAACUCUGACAGAUAAUAUGCAUUCUGCUAUGAAAAAUGAAAUAAAGAGAAGACAAUCCAAGUGGAAGUCUGUACACUGGGAAUUGGUUGAGCCUGCUAUAAGCAUAAGAACUUUGAGGGCUCGUAUGAUUGGUCUUGAUAAGAAUGACCAUGACAAAGCCUUCAUACAGCUUACGCUUGAGUUCGUCACUAAGCAGAAAUAUGAAGCCUAUAAUUCAAAAGGAGCGGUUGUGUCAGGCGACAAGUCAAAGGAGGUACUCGUGAAAGAGAUAUGGGUGUUUGAAAGAUCCCUUUUUCACCCUGAUGCACAAUGGCGUCUAUGUGGGCAGAUUAAGGUGUGAUAAUCUCUUGGCAGGCAGGCACAUUCGAUCCUACAUGAGCUGAGCGAUGGCUUUUCUUGUGCACAGUAGUUCCAAUAAACAUUAUCUUGUCAUCCUUUUGUUCCUCCUAUCUAACUGAUGUCUAACAAGAUCUUCAGACACGCCUAGACAGUAUUGGUAGGUUUUUUCUUGCUCCUUGGGAAUUGUCGCUGAAUAUGCGUGUCUUCCCCCACUCAUUAGGGAAGUACCCUUGGGCAUACUCCUUGAGUAUUGUAUCUUGGGAAGUUUUGGUUACUGUUUCCAGGUUUCUUGGCAUUGCGGGGUAAUAAACUCAUUGUAACCCGUGCAAUUCAUGUGCUCUGCUGUGCUCUUGCACCGUUGUUCAA